GUCUUGAGUUUGUUUAUCAGCUGAGUUUACUUCAAUAAUGGAUAAUCCAGUACUCGAUGUUGCUUUGCAGGAUGAAGCAUUGGGAACAAAGUCAGACCGGAACAUUGCUGUACCCUUAGAAAAACCAGACGUUUCGACUACUAUCAUCGACGCCCUGAAUAAUGAUGAAAACGUUAUUGAUCUCGACGAGAAUGAACCGGAACACCCCCUUAACUGGCCUUUAUGGCGAAAAUGGUCAAUUGUUAGCUGUACGGCAUUGAUGUUCAUGUUGGUUAACUUGGGCACCAUCACUAUUGUUCCAGCAGUACCAAAAGUAAUGGAAGAAUUCCACGUUACAAAUGAACUAUACUCAACCUUGCUCGUGUCCAUCUGGGAGCUUGGCGAAGUCUUCGGACCGUUCUUGGUGGGACCUCUGUCGGAACUCUAUGGGCGAAUGCCUGUAUAUCACACUGGAAAUAUUCUCUUCAUUCUGUGUCUUACAGGAGGGGCACUGAGUACUAAUAUGUCCAUGCUCAUCGCUUUUCGUUUUCUAUGCGGACUGGUCGUUUCAUCGGUGACUUUAGGGCCCAGUAUCGUCGGGGACCUCUUCAGAAAAGAAGAUCGAGGUACCGCUAUGUCGGUAGCUAUUGCCUUUCCACUACUCGGGCCAUUUGCAGGACCGGUCAUUGGGUCCUAUAUUACUGAAGCAAAAGGCUGGCGAUGGAGUAUCUGGAUUGUUGUGAUUGCCGUAGGAGCGGUAACUUGUUUUGGGUUUCUUACAUUUCGAGAAACGUACAAGGUAAAACUCGUGCAGCGAAAAGUAGAGAGACUCCGCAAAAGUACCGGCAACGAACAUUUGCGAUCGAAAUAUGAAAGUUCGGGGAAGCAUGCGGAUUUAAAGGACUCUUUGCUACGGCCAAUCAAAAUGCUGUUCCUUUCGCCAAUCGUUUUUAUCAUAUCUUUCUUCACGGCUUUAGUCUAUGGAAUUUCCUAUGUUAUUCUUACUACACUUACUCCGAUCCUAGAGGAUAAUUACGGACUUGGCCAAGGUCCUGUGGGACUUGCAUUUCUGGGAAGAGCUGCUGGGAAUGUUAUAGCUAUGCUGCUCUAUGCCAUGGUCUCAGAUCGAUACAUCAAGUACAAAAAAUCACAAGAAGGACACCUAAAACCCGAGCAUCGACUUCCCCUCAUGCUUCUCGGCGCCAUUGUUCUUCCUAUUGGUCUCUUUCUCUACGGUUGGUCCGCCGAAAAGCACGUUCAUUGGAUCGUUCCUAUUAUUGGAACUGCAAUUGUGGGCUUCAGCUUCAUAUUGUCAAUACUUCCCACAGAGAACUAUCUCGUCGAUGUACACGAACUACAUGCAGCUUCGGCAGUGGCUGUGUGCUGUAUACUUCGUGCUUUAUUUGCUGCUAUUCUACCGCUCGUUGGACCGCCUUUGUACAACCGAUUGGGACUCGGAUGGGGUAAUUCGUUGUUAGCUUUUAUUUGCAUCGCUUUUCUACCUGCACUUGUGGGGUUGAUGAUUUAUGGAGAAAGAAUGAGGAAGAAUUCAAGGUUCCACUAGAGUUCUUUUUACAUAAAACCAAAUAAAUAUACCUUCAUAUCGAUGGGUUUCGGAAAGUCUUUCCGAAAGACCUAAUCAUCCGCGAUCUGCCAAAAUCCUGCUUACGCCAAGUCGAACUCCGUGAAACUUAUUCUUACAACAAUAUGGUCUCGACCCCAUGAUGUUUAGGUAUAUGAGAGCACAGAUUCCCAGGACAUAAUUGUCCUUUUAUGCGGUAGGCAACGAACUUGUUAAUAGUCUAUUUCUUCUGAUACAUCGAUGAGUACAAGGCAUUGUGAAAUGAUCUCCUCAUAUUUCAAGAUGUACCAGUUGGGAACUUUCCAGAUAAUUUCGUCAUUCAUUUUGACAAGUUCUAUAGCAUCAAUUAUUCCAAGCACCCCAUACAAAUCCCUAUCAACUCGAGAAUGCCGAAAGAUUUCACCAUCUUGGAUCUCCCAGAUAUCAAGCUCCGCUCCCAACACAAGCUACUCAAAUGCCAUAAGUAGCAACGGUGCUGGUUCAUUCUUCGUAUACCAGAAUUCCACGACUGCUCUUCUUCAAUACAUGUCCUUCACAAUCCCUUCGUCCACUCAGAGCCCCUCUAGCACAAAUCCGACCUGCAGCCUCGCUGCCACCUUCCCAUUUUUCGAGUCGCAAUAUCUAGGCUGGUCACUUUCCUCACCAACUCCACCGACACUAGACAUCUCUAUCGUCUCCCCACUUUCCAAUUCUCCAUUUAAUACUCCGCCAACCUGGACUUCAGCCUUCUUUCCUGAAAACUCCGAUACCCCUCAGCAUUUUGGAGUACUCACGCCAGUACUACGUCUCGAUACAACGGUUAAUUCAUUACUAUGUCCUGAAAAUGGCGUGCUGAGCUUUGUGUUUCGGUUUGCGGAUGGUGUUGUAGGAAAUAAGACUGUAUAUGAGAUAUGGCCACAGUAUCCAGCGGGAUUAUCAUCAGGUUUACCGAUGACAGGUGUUUACUUAAGUGUGUGCUGAUUUAUUUGGAUGAUGGUAACCAUAGAUUUAACAACUCUUGAGUGGGACAAGCCCAUCGCUGCUGAAUUUACUUGAGCUCUAAUCUUAAGAUAAGAAUCUCCUAGAAGGAUUAAUCA
Messenger RNA from Botrytis cinerea B05.10, 2637 nucleotides. RefSeq lists its product as hypothetical. The transcript has 4 exons. Gene Ontology annotation, biological process: transmembrane transport. The record is from RefSeq and is a predicted model, not a curated record. The coding region runs from base 38 to 1543 and encodes 501 amino acids. Gene Ontology annotation, molecular function: transmembrane transporter activity. Lineage: Eukaryota; Fungi; Ascomycota; Leotiomycetes; Helotiales; Sclerotiniaceae.